CGCCAGAGACCCCCUCCCACUUCCUGUCUCGCUUGUGACCUGGCUCGGCCGAGGACUCAUUCCCUUGCCUGUAUUCGGCGGGGAGAGAAUGAUACACAGCAGCCAGGAACUGGCACCGUCAGGUCAAAGGUGGAGGGUCAAAGGGCACGAGUGCUGCAGGCAUGGCCCGCCUGCUUGCACGGCGCGCUCAGCUCGCGGCUGCACGAGGAGUCUCUGGGCUGAAGCGACUCCUCCGUCACCAUGCUCUCCCGCCUGCCCCCAGGCGCCGCUGCUUCGGUUCGGGGAGCAAAGCAGAGGACCGCGGCCAGGUGACUCCCCUGCUAAAGCACCUCACGUUCAAAAUAAAGUCGACCGGCCCCAUUACAGUCGCCGAGUACAUGCGGGAAGCCCUAACUAAUCCCGUGGAGGGUUACUAUAUGCACCAUGACAUGCUGGGAGAGAAAGGGGAUUUUAUUACUUCACCUGAGAUAAGCCAAAUCUUUGGGGAGUUAAUAGGAAUAUGGUAUGUUAGUGAAUGGAUUGCCACUGGCAAACCUAAAACUCUCCAGUUGGUGGAACUAGGCCCAGGUAGGGGUACUCUUACAGAUGAUAUUUUGCGGGUGUUUAACCAGCUUGGCUCUUUACUCAGUAAAUGUGACAUUUCUAUUCACCUGGUAGAGGUGAGCCCCAAACUCAGUGAGAUCCAAGCACUGACACUGACGGGAGAGAAUAUACAAUCAGAGCUUGAUAUUGCUGCCCCUGUCUACAUGAAAGGCAUUAGCAAGACUGGAAUUCCAAUUUUUUGGUACCAACAGCUGCAAGAUGUACCACAAGGCACCAGCUUUUAUUUAGCGCAUGAAUUUUUUGAUGCCUUGCCAAUACAUAAAUUUCAGAGAACAGAACAAGGAUGGCGUGAAGUGUUGAUUGAUAUAGAUCCAAAAGUUCCUGAUCAACUGCGGUUUGUUCUGGCACCAUCUGCCACCCCUGCUUCAGAAUACUUCAUACAGGAUCAAGAAACCAGAGAUCAUGUGGAAAUAUGUCCUGAUGCUGGCAUAAUCAUUCAGAGACUUACAGAUCGUAUUCAAGAGGAUGGUGGAGCUGCAUUGAUUGCUGAUUAUGGUCACAAUGGAAAUAAGACUGACACUUUCAGGAGUUUCCGCAAUCAUAAACUUCAUGAUGUAUUAAUAGCUCCAGGUACAGCAGACUUGACCGCAGAUGUUGAUUUCAGCUAUCUUCGAACCAUGACACAGGGAAGAGUAGCCACCUUGGGUCCUAUAAAGCAACAAGAAUUCUUAAAGAAUAUGGGUAUCGAUGUCCGGUUGCAGGUUCUAUUGCGGAAUAUAAGUGACACGGCAAUGCGUGAACAAUUGCUUCAAGGGUAUGAUAUGUUAAUGAAUCCUAAGAAAAUGGGUGACCGCUUUAAUUUUUUUGGCCUGCUUCCUCAUCAGAGACUUACACAUUCUGAUCAGAAAGUAAGUCUACAGCACUCAAAAUCUCUUUCAACUCCUGUUGCUGGAUUUGGUGAACUUGUAUGGAAGUAAAGCCACAGCUAAGAGAAUUUAUGUAAUCAAGAGCCUGCCACUAACCAUUAAAAUCACAGUAAAUAAAAUGAAAUCAACAUGCAUUUUAUAGUUUUACAUAUUUAAGAAAAUAAACUUUUCUUGUACUGGACCACUGUCUGUAUGCAACCAGGAUUUAUUUAACUGGUUAUGUACUGCCUUUGUGCUGAUGUACAGUAUAGAAAACGUACCAUCAUUCUGGCCUCCUGCUUCCCCAGAUACUUUCUCUCUCUCAGGUAUGUAUCUGGGGUUUCCUUGGGCCACAAGGCAGCAUUGACAACCCAAAGAUUCCAACCCAAGAAGAGUAUACAUAGAAGAUGAAAACAAACUGUUUGUUGGUUUUCACUUAACCCAUACUUUGCUUGUAAAUGAUAUACCUGUGAAAUCAGGUUUUAUUGUACUACAUUGUUGGCAUAUCAUCAUGAUGAUCACUUAUUGCAAGGGUGCCUGACAACCCACCAGAGCAUUUCAUAAGGUCUGUGGCCUGCUUCAAUACAUCAUUUUAGUUUACACUGAAUUGGUUGUUAAUAUUGUAAACACAAAUCUGUUUAAAUAGGUUGUUUCUGUAUAGGGUAUUGACUAAAUACAUAUGAAAUAAGCAGAACUUCAAUACAAGUCUGCAGAUGACUUUCUACUUAGUAAGUUUAAAACUAUUUUAUCUGUUUGGCCUACUCAAGGUUGUAUGUAAUUAUGUCGCCUUCCUUUGUAAUUGAGGUGGAUAUCACUGACCUGCUGAUAAAGUUAAAUUACUGCAGUCCCCGCAGUCUCACCUCUGUGGUUGCAAUUCUCAAUGCAGAUGGUCCAAGGCAGAACAAAAAUGGUGCCUUCUAAGGCACAGAUCUAUAUGCAGAUAUCGUCAGCAACACUAAAAGGUUAGGUAAAUCACUUUGAUAUAAAAGGUUUCAAUUGUACAGCUAGUAAGGAUGUGAAGGACUAGUCAACUAUCCAAUAAACAAAUGCUUAUCAGAUAGUUGACAGCAUAGUCAACUAGUCACUUCCUGCUCCUCUCCUCUCCCCCCGCCUUAACAGAUAGAGGGAUGGGAAAGGAGAGAAGAAGGGGAUACUUCAAAGUAGCAGCGCCACAGAGUCACAAAAUGCAUCGACUAUUCGAUUACCCGAUACGUAACAUCCUUAGCAGCCAGUAAAUAGUAUUCAUUUGGUCACGUUUUCCUUCUGCUUGCUUCAUUCUGGGUAUACUUUAAUAGUAAAGGUGUAUUCUUACUGUAGCAGACUACACCUUCGUGUUUGUUCUUUCUGUUAAAGUAUUUUAGUUGUCCCACUAUUCUAGAGCUUACACUGAGUAAAUAAGAGUUGUCAUUACUAAAAGAUAAAAUUUUUUUAGUCAACAAUCCAACACUUAUUUCUUCUAGCAAUCUGACACAGUCUCGUGUUAUUGAUGUAAAUAAGAGUUCUUAAGGAAUCUAGGUAUGUGAAUGGUUAACUGGUAAACCUCACCCUUAAUAGGUGAGGCUUACCAGUUCCAGUUCACCAGUGGGGCCUGGAGCAGCUCCCUGCCCUGCCUACCAUGGGAAGGGGGCUGUGCCAACCCAGACACACCACAAGCCAAGGGGCUCCAGAGCAGCCCCAUGCAUCAUAUGGGAGGGCUGCUCUAGCUCUCCCUGUUCCUCCUUUAAUCAGUUAAACAUUCAGUUUUAACCAAUCAAAUGGGAUUUUACAUCCUUAAUGGAAUCAAAAUAAGGGGUCUCUUACAACAAUAUAAUAGCAAAGCUGUAAAAAGCUAGACCAGUUAUAGUACAUAAAUGUACAAUAUCCUUAAAAUAACGUAUAACAAAGGCUGUCUAGAGUGUUACUGCUUAUUCUGUAAGAAUUUAAACACAUGAGAAAACAACUAUGACCGUUCUAGAAGGUGAAAGUAAAAUUCUACACUAACUUUAGCUAUUAAGAGGUACUGGCCAGAAUAUAACAUCUCAUACCUGACCUACUUUAAAAUAGUUUGAUGUAAUAAGACAUUUGGUGAAAGUACUGUGAAUAAUAAAUAUGUAUAUUUGUGUAAAAACCAGCACUCCUUAGCAGUGAUUCUCUUAAUCCAUUUUUAAGGAGUCAACUGUUUUGAAAGAUCUGAGCAAAAAUAAGUACAGCAGCAGCAACUGAAUGAAAGAUUAUUCCCACAUCUGUACUUAAGUUAUCCUUGCAUAUAAUCAAGUAAAUAUACAGACAAAUGGUUUUCAAACAUAUUUUAAAAUGAGAAAGAAGGGAAUUCAUGUCAAUGGAGAAAGACAAAUCUGAUAGGGAAAUAAAUUUUAUUUUCAAGCUUAGAGGCUUUAUUUACAAUCAAUGGAUCGUAUAAAAAUAUAAAAAAGUACUUGAGUGUCCUUUAGAGGCUACAAAUUUUACUUUUUUUCUAGUAUCAACAUAGUACUAUUUCUUGCAUGAAUGCAACUUAAUUCAAAACAGGUUAAUGAUCAUGUAGCAGUGGGUACAAAUUCAUCUGGAGCAACUCAUAAUUCUGAGUUCUUAGUGAAUGACAGCUUAAAAUUUAACAAAAAAUGUUUUAGGCUUUCAUUAAAAAAGAGUGCAAGCUGUGCCAUUUAUUGUAUGGCUUGUAAAAUGUGUGCGAUAACUAUCAAAGUAAUACAGAUGUUCCAGUUAUUUUUCAU
Molecule: messenger RNA, 4156 nt
Organism: Pelodiscus sinensis (Chinese soft-shelled turtle)
Lineage: Eukaryota; Metazoa; Chordata; Testudines; Trionychidae
Gene: NDUFAF7
Product: NADH:ubiquinone oxidoreductase complex assembly factor 7
Biological process (GO): mitochondrial respiratory chain complex I assembly
Cellular component (GO): mitochondrion
Molecular function (GO): protein-arginine omega-N symmetric methyltransferase activity
Source: RefSeq, a predicted model, not a curated record